AUGCCCGACUUAUCCCAAUACCAGAAUGUUUUCCGGAUCGCGAAGCCAAACGCCCCUAAACGGUCGGGCCAGGCAGCCAAAAGCAAGCAUCAAUCCAAUGGCCUCCCAGAGCAAACAUCUGGCGGCCCUGCUCCCGACCACAACCGCAGUCUUGACGACGGGGACAAUAUCUCUAAGGCCCAAUCUCGACUACAAAAGCUCGAGGAAAUGGUGACGAUGUUGAUGCAGGCAAAUCAAGACACAAGUGGGCAGGGGAGCCAGGCCACGCCUCCCUCUCCAGGAAGCAGCCAGCGCGCAGCGUCGACAAGCGCGCCACCCAACACGGCGACGGCGACAGCGCCAUCAAUGGCGGAUACUUCCCCCGUGGCAUCAGAUCCGAUACCCAACGGCCAUCUCGAUAUCAGAGGAACUGAAACCAAAUACCUCGGGGCUACUCACUGGGCUACAAUUUUAGAAAAUAUCAAAGACAUUCAGGAAUGUCUUGCACCGGAACCAGGUGAUGGAGAGGACGGAGACUUCUCAAACCACAGAAAUGACCCAGAUAUUGUCCUGUCCGAUUUGCAGCCUUUGACCUUGGCCGAGGUCUGCAGCCUGUUGCCUCCCAGACCUGUAGUAGACAAACUACUUUCAGUGCAGUUCAAUGCACGGUUUCUACACAUCCCCUUCAUACACAAGCAGAAAUUCUUACGAGAGUAUGAAUCAUUCUGGAACGAUCCCUCAUCGGUUUCUUUCCUUUGGCUCUCGAUACUUUUCUCGUCCAUGCAUCUUGGCUCUCGAAUCGCACGGCCCGAAGAAAUCGAUUUCUUCCGGUCGCUCAAAGAAGCCUCGGAUCUGUUCUUGACAUGCGCGGGUCGAGCUUUGGUAGCUGGGCAUUAUCAAAAGGCGCGGCCCUACAGUGUUGAGGCUAUGCUGCUCUAUGCUGUUAGCAGGUUCUUCCAGCAGGGUGAUUCCGAGACCGAGCCCUGGUUGUUGAUGGGGGUGGCAGCCCGCCUUGCUUUGAGAAUGGGAUACCAUCGAGACCCCAGUCAUCUGGCUCACAUUUCGCCGUUCGAAGGGGAAAUGCGCCGAAGAGUAUUCUCCACCGUGCAGACCUUUGAACUACUCCUUUCUUUCCAGGCAGGGCUUCCGGCCAUUAUCCACGAGGAGGGCUGUGACACUGCACCUCCGGGCAACCUGUUCGAUGAAGACUUUGAUGAAUUUUCCACGGCCAUUCCACCGUCGCGACCGCUCACGGAUCCAACGCCGAUGCUCUACUACUGUUAUAAAGGCCACCUAGCGCAAACAUUCCGAAAAGUGGCGCGGCAGGCUCUGUCGCCAAGAGUCCCAGCCUAUGCGGAUGUCUUGAGUCUAGACGGCGAGCUCCUCAAGAUCCGCGCAGAAAUACCGCCGAGCCUUAAAUGGAGGCCUCUCGGCUCUUCCGUCACAGACGAGACUCACAUAAUAAUGCACCGGCUCAACCUCGAGCUGGUCUAUCAGAAGGGCAUGAUGAUCCUUCAUAGAAGGUAUCUGAGUCAUGAGAGGAUGAACCCUGCCUUCGAAUAUUCGCGGAAUGCCUGCAUCACUGCGAGCGUUCAAAUGUUGCGAUAUCAAGCUGAGGUUGACCAAGCUACGCAGCCUGGAGGUCAGCUGCACAACAGUCAAUGGACGACGUCGAAUCUGGCGCACCAUGAUUUCCUUCUUGCGGCCAUGAUCACUUGUCUUGAUUUGUACGAAUCCCACCGCCAAACUCGUACAAAGGCCUUGUCAGCCCUAGACUUGGACGCGCAGAGGAUAAAAUACGACGCGCUAAAAGUCUCGCACGACAUUUGGCAAUCACAAAAAUCAACCUCAUUAGACGCUAGGCGAGCGUCGAACAUUCUAGCGAUCAUGCUCUCGAAGAUCCCUAGGCCAGGCUCCCAAAUGCAGGAAGAGUUUAAUGGAACCCACUCUGCAAGCACCGAUAUCACUCAGCCGUUGUCGCAGGUAAGCUUGGACGCUGUGAGAACCGCAAGCACGAACGAGAGCAGAUCAGAAGGCGAGCCCUCGGCUCCAAAUGACCCCUCAAUCUUCCUGUUCGACAGUGGGCAUUCAGCAUCCCAGGAUCCUGCGUCUCAGGAGUUUCUGGAUGUGAUCUUUAGCGAUUCAGACAUGGUCGACUGGGGCAUUCUAGAUCAAUACAUCCAGGAAGGCUCAACACCGAUGAGGUCGUUCGACUUUUGA
Cladophialophora immunda is the source of this 2199-nucleotide messenger RNA. RefSeq lists its product as uncharacterized. Lineage: Eukaryota; Fungi; Ascomycota; Eurotiomycetes; Chaetothyriales; Herpotrichiellaceae. The record is from RefSeq and is a predicted model, not a curated record. The transcript is spliced from 5 exons. Gene Ontology annotation, cellular component: nucleus. Gene Ontology annotation, biological process: DNA-templated transcription. Gene Ontology annotation, molecular function: zinc ion binding; DNA binding. Bases 1 to 2199 code for a protein of 732 amino acids.